Molecule: messenger RNA, 1583 nt
Organism: Aphanomyces invadans
Lineage: Eukaryota; Oomycota; Saprolegniomycetes; Saprolegniales; Verrucalvaceae
Exons: 1
Coding region: 10-1470 (486 amino acids)
Biological process (GO): phosphatidylethanolamine biosynthetic process
Cellular component (GO): cytoplasm
Molecular function (GO): ethanolamine-phosphate cytidylyltransferase activity
Source: RefSeq, a predicted model, not a curated record
UUGACAGAAAUGGCAAGGGCCUCCGCGGACGACGCCAUCGCGACGCAGGUCGUGCUGUACAUGCAGGAGCUGCUGCAGACCCCGCAGGUGACGGAAGUAGUGAGUAAAUUUCACAACUUCUUGCGCAGCAUUGGCGUGCCGCCGCCCUACCCGGACGCAGAACGACUCGCGAUCUCGGUCGUGACUGUGAUCGGGACGCUGAUCUUCUACUACGUGUUCUUCGGCAACCGCCAUCGCACGCGGCGGCACGACCUCCAGAAAAAACUCGAGGAAGCGGCCCAAAAGGUGCUAGAGCUCGAGGAAAAGCUUGCCGACAUCGAGUUGACCGAGGACGAAGAAAAUGGCCGCAAGACGAAGAAGGAGGUGCGCAUCUGGAUGGACGGCGCGUUCGACAUGAUGCACUACGGACACAUGAACGCAUUUCGCCAAGCGAAAUCCGUGGGCACGUACCUCGUCGUCGGCGUCAACGACGACAAGAGCAUCACGCAGUGCAAGGGGGCGCCACCCGUCAUGUGCGACGAAGAGCGCAUUGCGUCCGUCGCUGGGUGCAAGUUCGUUGACGCCGUCGAGCCGCACUGUCCAUACAUCAUGAACGACGAGUACUUGCUGCGCAUGAUCGAGAAGCAUCGCCUCGACUACAUCGUUCACGGCGACGACCCAUGCAUUGUUGAUGGCAAGGACGUGUACGAGAGCGCGCAAAAGAUGGGCAAGUACCGGACGAUUCCACGAACAGAAGGCGUGUCAACGUCGGACAUCCUUGGACGGAUGCUCAUUUUGAACAAGGAGCACCAUCGCCAUGACACAGUCACCCAGCUCAGCUCGCAAGUUCGCAGCGCCAACUCGGCGCAGCUGCAGUCGCGGCCAUCGCGCUUCCUCACCACGAACCGCAUGCUGCGCCUCUUUUCCGUCGGCAACAAAGAACCUGGCCCGCACGCGCGCGUCGUGUAUAUUGAUGGCGCAUGGGACAUGUUCCAUCCGGGCCACAUUGACAUUUUGAAGCUUGCCAAGGGUCAGGGCGAUUACUUGAUCGUUGGCGUCCACAACGAUGGCGUGGUCAACAAACACCGCGGCCUGAACUACCCCAUCAUGAACCUGCAUGAGCGCGUGCUGAGUGUACUGGGCUGCCGCUACGUCGACGACGUCCUCAUAGACGCGCCGUGGGAAAUCACAAAGGAGAUGAUUGCGUCGUUGCGACUGUCGGUGGUCGUCCACGGCAGCCGCCGCGAGGGCCAUGACAACCCGGCCGAGAUGGAAGUGCACUACAAGGCGGCGCGCGAGGCCGGUAUCUACAUCGAAGUGCCUAGUCCGCGCACGCUCGACGUGAACGACAUUGUCGCGCGAAUCACGGAGAACCGCGACCGGUUCGAGAAGAAGUUUGUCAAGAAGAUGGAGGCUGAAAAGGAGUACUACGACGAUCGGUACUCCAAGAAGGACGACAAGGGGUCGAACGAGGACAAGAAGACCAAGUAGAUGGACAUGCUGGCGUCCGCUACCCAGGAGGAUGUCACCACGCAUUGUAUAGAGCGUUAACAGAGACACAACUGUCUCCUAGGGGCACCAAAGGAGACAGUCCCGCUUCCCUC